Molecule: messenger RNA, 1123 nt
Organism: Pseudonaja textilis
Lineage: Eukaryota; Metazoa; Chordata; Lepidosauria; Squamata; Elapidae
Gene: THG1L
Product: tRNA-histidine guanylyltransferase 1 like
Biological process (GO): tRNA modification
Molecular function (GO): magnesium ion binding; tRNA guanylyltransferase activity
Source: RefSeq, a predicted model, not a curated record
UACAGGAUCAUAGAGAGGCGGCGUUAGAGUCCAGUCUCUUCCGGUGUCUCCCAGCGCUCCUUCCGGCAAUGCUACCGCAGCCUCGGCUUGGCGGCGCUUUGGCUGCCAUCGCUUUAGGCCUUAAAUCAAGUUUUCGUCGUUAUGCCCGAGCCGCCAUGGCGAAGAGCAAAUUCGAAUACGUCCGGGAUUUCGAAACGGAGGAUAAAUGUUUGCCCAACUGCUGGAUCGUCGUACGGUUGGAUGGACGCUGCUUCCACCGCUUUGCUGAGCAGCAUGAUUUUAAGAAACCUAAUGAUGAUUGUGCUCUUAAUUUGAUGAACAAGUGUGCCCAAACAGUGAUGGAAGAAAUGGAGGAAAUUGUCAUUGCCUAUGGACAAAGUGAUGAAUACAGCUUUAUUUUCAAAAAGAAAACCAACUUGUUUAAGAGAAGGGCAAGUAAACUAAUGACUCUCGUGGUCGCCAAGUUUGCAUCCAGCUAUGUUUUUUAUUGGAAGGAUUAUUUUAAGGACAAGCCCCUUUUGUAUCCACCAGGAUUUGAUGGACGUGUUGUGUUGUAUCCCAGUGACCAAAAUCUAAAAGAUUAUCUCAGUUGGCGACAAGCUGAUUGUCAUAUCAAUAACCUCUAUAAUACAGUAUUUUGGAUUCUUGUGCAGAAAAGUGGCCUGACGCCAGUACAAGCCCAAGAGAGACUUAAGGGAACCCUUGCAAAUGACAAGAAUGAGAUUUUAUUUUCUGAAUUCAACAUUAACUACAACAAAGAACCUGAAAUAUAUAGGAAAGGAACUGUUUUAAUAUGGAAGAAGGUAGAUGAAAUCGGUAAGAAAAAAAUUAAAGUAGGGGAAACAGAAGAGAACGAAAUUGAAGAAAUCAAGAAGAGAAAUAGACCAAUUCCUUUGCAUUGUGAUAUUAUUGGAAAUGAAUUUUGGGAACACAAUCCUGAAAUCCUGCUUGACAAGAGGUGACCUUUCCUAUCUGCAUUUUAGUCUGAACCUAUUGGGUAUACUUUAUUUUACAAGAAUUGCAUUAUGGUGGGGAAAAGAUAUAAUCUUGUAUUUUGUAAUAGCCAUUUUACUUGAGUGAACAAAUGAAAAAUCAAGGUAUUGUUCAUAAAUAAACACUUUUU